CCUACUACUACUACCACCAUCUAUCCUCCUCCCACUUCAGAUCACACACUCCCACCCCUCAGGCUCUCUUUGUCGCACUGAAGCUUCCAGGGCAAACGGUGCACACACGUAUAGCCACCGUCUGCUGAACAGUUCAAGAAAAUCCGAAAGGAAGAAGACAGCAGAAAAAGCUGAUGAAGAGAAAUAAAUCAUUGAAAAACAAGAAACACAAAAUCAGUUGGAAAGCGUGAAGAAGAUAAAGUUCGUUGGGUAUGUGGAUUCUUGCCUGAGUGAUCUGGUGUCAUGUGGCCUGAGGACAUUCAGACAUUAAAGUAAAUGGAGAAGUCGUGGGAGGGCAGUUGAACUAACUGGAAAUUUUGAGUAGACAAAAGAGAAGUAGCACGUUAAACUUUUUGGAAGUGAUAGUUGACAUAGCUUGAACCAAUACCGGUUGGUUACAGCUUGCAACCAAAGAAGCAGAACUUUUUCUUUACACAGGAGAGAGAUAUCAGUAACAGAGCAACCACACUGGACUUUAGAUCAUGAGGAAAGGAACCAGUUUGAAGGACAAGUGAAAGAAAGAAAGGAAAGAGGAUGAAGAGAAUAUUAUUAGAUGGGGCAUAUAUUGUUUGUGUUCAGCUGAAAUAAGCAGUAGUCAAGAUGUUUGUGAACUUCCGUCGAAUCCACAAGUGCCAGUGUUUGCAACUGCUGACCACAGGUGUUUUGCUUUGUAUGUUGAUGGUUUACUGGGAAGAGCUAGACCAUCAUGUGGUCAGCCACGUGAGAUCCUUCACCUACCGGUACAUGAUCAAUAGCUACGAUUUUCUCAAUUCUUCUUUUGCUAUCAACUCCAAUCAUCAUUACAGAAAAGGUGGUUCUAACAGGGUAUUUGGAGGAUUUGUGAACUAUUCAUACCUCAUCAACCACCCAGAGAAAUGCAAAGGUGAAAACGGGAAGAGUUCAAAUGAUGUUUUUCUGCUGUUAUUUGUAAAAUCGUCACCAGAGAACUUUGAGCGGCGCCAAGCCAUCAGGGACACAUGGGGAAACGAGAGCUUUGUUUGGGCAGAACUGGGGGUGAAUAUGAGGUUGGUGUUCGCCAUCGGCACUCAUCCGUAUGUCGAACAGAGAUAUAAGGUCCAAACUGCGCUGCUGAAGGAGGACAAGGUCUAUGGAGAUCUGAUCCAGCAGAACUUUGUAGACACAUUUUACAACCUGACUACCAAACUGAUCCUGCAGUUCCACUGGAGACACAUGUAUUGCCCUCAGGCACGCUUCGUCAUGUCUGGGGAUGAUGACAUCUUUGUCCAUAUGCCUAAUUUGGUAAAGUAUUUACAGGAUAUUCUCAGGAGCCAAUCAGGAGCUAAAGACCUAUGGGUGGGGCAUGUCCACAGGGGAUCUCCUCCAGUUCGCUAUAAAUACAGCAAAUACCACAUUCCCUAUGAUCUGUAUCCCUGGCCAUCCUACCCAGACUACACUGCUGGAGCAGGGUAUGUGGUUUCAGGGGAUGUAGCUGCUAAAAUUUACCAGGCGACUCUGCUGCUGAACUCCUCUAUGUACAUUGAUGAUGUCUUUAUGGGAAUCUGUGCCAAGGCCAUGGGGGUCUCUCCCCAGGAGCAUGUUUACUUUUCAGGGGAGGGCAAGGCUCCUUACCACACCUGCAUUUAUGACCACAUGAUCACAUCACACGAUCAUAUCUCUGACGUGCGCUCACUGUGGCGGUCAGCAACAGAAUCUAGAGAGAACAGCAGCACCAGAGGAAUAAUAGGUAACCUUUAUUGCACAGCAGUGAGAGUGAUGCUGCUAUGUCUGCCACAUUAUCAGAACACUUACUCCUGUAGUGCUGCUUUUACAUGAAUACUCAUUAUGGGUCUCAAAGACUGUUAUAAACAAUAUUACCUAACAGCACUAGUCUGACAUAUUUCACCUUUUGCUGUUGUGUGCUAUCUUGUAAUGAAAUAAAAGCAGAUCUAUUAAGAAAAUAAAUGCAUUCAAAAUUAAUGUCCAGAUGCAUCAGGCUUCACUGAUGUGCAGCUUCCAUUUACAUGCAGGGUUUCUGUCUCUGUAUAAAGUGUAUAAAGAUGAGCGGUUUACAGUAGUCAGCUGCUAAAUAGGUUUAUAUAUGUACAUAUAUGAAUUAUUUAAAUAAUUAAAUUUAUUAAGGGAAAAGAUGUUUUGUUACUUUUUGAAAUCUUUUAUCCUACUUUGUUAGAUUCCAUUUAAGUGAUUUCUUGAUUCCAGUUGUAAUUAGGCCUGGGUGUGAUUAGUGCAACUGAGCUCAGCUUUCCAAAACAUGUGAUUAAUUGCAAUUCACAUAGGGCCGUUAAUGUCCCUUAAUAAAUAAAACCAUCAUUAAAAAACACACACACAUUUUUUAUUUACUCAAGGUAUCUUUGUCUAAUAUUAAAUAUUAAAAUGUAUUUGAUGAUGUGAAACAUGUAAGUGUGACAAAUAUGCCAAAAAAGGAAUUUGGGAAGGGGCAACAUACUUUGACACAGGACUGAAUAUAUACACAUAUACAUAUUUCUUUCAUUCAUAUUUUGGAUUUAUGCGUUCCCUUAAUUUUUUUUAUGUUACCUUCUCCAGUAGUUUAGUAAAGCACUUAUCAACGAAAUAACUUUUCCUUUUGUCUACUCCAUAUAUUAGUGGUAGCAAACAUCAAAAUUGUUGAUUCAAGUAGUCUUGGAUUAUUCUUCUGUGUUGGGGCAAUUGCUUGUUUUGCUUUUAAAUUAUUUAUAGAUAAGACAAGGGUAUCAGGAUAACUCUGAAAUUUAAAGCCCGACAUAUUAACGAUGCAGCUGCCAAGUGAGAGGAAACUGGACCAACUUGAUUUUUGUUGGAAAACAUUGUUUUUUUGUGAUGCUGUGAUUAUAACUUUGAUGCAUAUGUAUAAUUAUUCACUGUCAUAGAGCCAAUCAAAUGUUUUACACACUAGGGUCUGCCAGAUUGUGCUAAAUUAUGACUAACUUGUGUAGCCUGCAUUUUCAGUGUAAGCCACGUCAGGACUUCUGCUAAGCUAUAUUUUUGCCUUCUUAACCGCAUUCCUUCUUUCACUCUUAAUAACUUCAUUUCACUCACCUGACCUCCUGCAUAUUGUUAAACUGUGUAUUCUAUAAAAUAUGCUCUAGUGAAACUGUAAUGUCUAAAGAUUAAGUUAGUUUAAUUUAUUGAUCACUCUGUUUAGUUUAGUCAGCUAAACUCGUGAAGCUUUUCAUGUGUAACUGUCAGAAGCCAAAAUAAAUAGCCAAUCCAUAAUGUGUUUAAAUUUUGGACAGAUUUAUGAGCAAGGCUCUGAUUUUUGAAUAGCAAUUACCUCAUUUUCUUUCUGAUGUUAUUUUCGAUUUACAAGUGUGGUUAAAAUGAUUUACCUGUUGAAAUGUUUACUUGUGGUUCAAUCUGCAGGUUUCACAAUAUCUCAAAAUCUACAGAUUGCAUAGUUUUAUGGUGUCUUAAAGCUGUUCAGACACGUUUAGAUAGUUAAGCAACACCUUAACAAAACAUCCAUCCAACCAUUUUUUAAGCCCUUAUGCAAUUUAUAGUUGCUGUACUUAUUCCUGCUAUCAAUACCAUGAUCUAUCACAGGGCUACCAAAGCCAAACAUUUACCUACAAUCUCUCAAUGCCUUUUUUGUAUGUGGAGUAAGUCUAUUUGAUUACAUGCACACUGAAAAAUGAAGCUAAGAUGGUACAUAAAUAGAGUGACGUCUAAGUGUCCGCUCCGAGCAUUAGUCUUUGACACCUCAGGAGUGAGAUUGAAAAACAGUCUGCAGUAAACCUGUUUCCGAUAUACUGACCCCAAACUGACUUUUCUGUGCAGAGUACAUUAUUCCAAAGUGCCUAGUCUUUACUUGUGCAUUCAAUGCCAAACCUUUGACAUGAAUUUUGGACAACAAAGGGUGUUUUAGUUUAAGUUAUUUCUGGUUGGAAUUACACAUUGAUGAUUCUAAUCCCAGCCAAAAAUUAUGAAACUUGUCAUUAUAAUUUCAUGGAUUUCAUAGUGUGAUAAAAGGAGAGAAGCCAUUUUUUCUAUGAGACUGUUCUAGCUUAUUUAUUUAAAUUCUGAAAGUGAAUGCUGUUGUAAUUUUUGUGUGACAUUUCUGUGAAUGUAUCAACUUUGUUAACAGAAUUUUUGUUUUAAUAAAAAAAAACAUUAGUUUAGAAUCAGUUUCACAUAGGAUCUACUUAUUGUUUUACUUGAAUCUCAAUAUUGUAUCUACUCAAGAAAUUAAAUAAAAUCCAACACCAACAAGACAUGAAUGUGGACCUUUAACAUCC
Oreochromis aureus is the source of this 4250-nucleotide messenger RNA. RefSeq names its product lactosylceramide 1,3-N-acetyl-beta-D-glucosaminyltransferase A-like. Lineage: Eukaryota; Metazoa; Chordata; Actinopteri; Cichliformes; Cichlidae. The coding region runs from base 640 to 1833 and encodes 397 amino acids. The record is from RefSeq and is a predicted model, not a curated record. Gene Ontology annotation, biological process: brain development. Gene Ontology annotation, cellular component: membrane. The transcript is spliced from 2 exons.